AUGAGCACUGUCGCCCGCCAACGGCGGAAGGUGCCGACGGAGGACGCCUCGGCAACGGGCAGUGCUGGUAAAGAGCAACUUGAAUCGUUGAAAGUCAGUGUGAGCAAUGUGGACAAUGGACUCCUAGUAGAGCCACCUGAAGAAGACGUGGAAGAAUUGGACAAAGGGUUAGACAAGGCUGCCGCGGGAUCGCCUGAUCGACGGUUGGAAAAAGGUCUUACUGAGGAUAUUUACAGUCUCAUGUACACUUCACACAAAUUCAGUGCCGCUUUCUUCUUUGCUUGGGCUGCUUUUGCCGUCCAAUUCACAAUUCUCAUCUUAAUUUUUGGGGAUCUAGUAGACCUGAGUGAUGAUCCUCAGGUAUCGAGCAAUGGUGAAACAAACCGUCUAAAAAUCCCUGCUGGAAUCGAGACCCAUGUCCAAGUCGCCCAGUUCCUUAGUGUCAUUCUGACCAUCAACUUUACAGCUGCCGGAGGUGACAUGUUCAAAGGAUUGCAGCAUCUGUUCAAUGGUUUUGACCGCGAUCUCGAGAGAAAACAUCCAGGAGCAAAUGCCCCAAAAUGGUUUGUGGCGGGGGUUCUGCAGGUCCUCGUUGGUGUUCUUAUGGUCGUCAACUUGUUCAUUUUGGCAAUGCAGAGCUCAGGUGUAAUUGGCUUGUGCCUCAACUUUGCAGCACUCCAUUUUGUACAAGAGAUCGACGAUGUUGCAUUCACUGUUGCGUCAAUGGGGUUGCUCGGUUUGACAGUUCAGAAAGAAGUACAAUGUGUUGGAGAUAUCGUAAUAUCCGCUGAAGUGAGGAGCCGCACACUAUGGAUGCGUAGAAUCGUGUGGAUUGUCCUAGUGGUUGGCCUCUAUUCAUGUUGGUUCGUCAUUGCAAGCUGGCAAUGGUCUGGCAAGUUUGUAUGCGAUGUUGUCUUGGUGCAGUUUGGAGAUGCCUACGAUGCAGACCUUGCGUUCUUUUCCGGGCCAUUCCGAACCAAUGGAACGCAGAACAGCAGAGACAAGUAUGUUGAUGAAAGUGGGCUUUUAAAACUGCGUUAUUCGAGCACCGUCAAGGUAUCGACCGAUGCCCCCCCUGACCGCGGAACUUGCAAUGACAAACAUGAUUGUGUCUGUUUUGAUGAGUUCAUUGGCGACAACUGCGAAUCAUCUACUCCUACCUGUGGUUGGUAUGGUAUUGACUUUCGUACCAGGGGAACUCUGGCAAACAUCCCAGGUGGAUCCUUCUUCUUUGACAAUGAAUUCUCGGGUAUCAACUCGACAAGAAUCUGCGGGAGGUUCCUUUAUCUGCCGUACAAUUUUGACGGAGACGAUCGCGACACGAGACUCCGAACCUUUAUGUUCUUUACUGGGAGACGAUGGGUCAUCAUGGGGGCCCCAUACGAGGCAGAGUUGCCUUAUUUGAGUGAAUUCUAUGAUUUCAUUGACACAUCGCGUGUUUUGGAACUCCCACCUAUUGAAGGACUCAGAUUGCUGGCCGAUAACAGAAUCUUCAGGCCACUCUAUUUCAGUUCCCCAGUUGACUUGGGCACUCCCUCUUAUGGCUUUGAACCGUCCACUGUCACCUGGGUCUUGGCCAGAAAGCACAAAAAGGCUCAUCAGUCUCCUUUCUUUGGGUACUGGCCAGAUGAUGCCACCAAGCUUGAUGUUCAACUGCAAUGUUCAGAAUGCAGCAACAAAACAGAAGAUGGAAAGGCCACCUGUCAAAAUGAUGGCAGUUGUGACGAACAUGGGUAUUGCAAAUGCCUACCCUUCUACGCGGGAUUACAAUGUGAAUAUGUGUACGCUUGCAAUGAACUUGGCUGCUUCAAUGGAGGCACAUGUAACGAAAUCACGGGCCAUUGCCAGAAGUGUCGCCGUGGCGCCCAUGGCAACCUGUGCCAGUUUCCCCUGCCUGCCAAAGUGAAGGAAAAUCCCUACUUUUGCUCGACGACUUAUGAUUCGUUGAGCAGUUGUCGUAAUGGUCAAAAGUGUGACCCAUUUGAAUUGAAAUGUGAAUGUGAGCCACCAUUCUAUGGAGAAUUCUGUCAAAACUCAACUCAGGCUGAUUGUUUUUUGGCGGCUGAUGACACGUUCGAUGACUUUGUGGAUCCCUGUCGCAACGGUGGUUACUGUGAUCAGUCUCUUUUUCAUCCCAUAUGCUUGUGUCCAGAAGGCUUCUCAGGUGACUUCUGUGAGGUACCAGUCCCAGUAACAAACAGCUCUGGAAAGCAGAUUGGAUGA
Molecule: messenger RNA, 2223 nt
Organism: Seminavis robusta
Lineage: Eukaryota; Bacillariophyta; Bacillariophyceae; Naviculales; Naviculaceae
Source: the annotation of a GenBank genome assembly